CCAACAGAGGUUGAAUGUAUGUUUAAUGAGAACAUCAUGUUGUUAUUCCAGUAUCAUGUUAUCUUCUCACUCAUUCCUUUCCUAGUUUCAUCAGCCUCAUUAUCUCCACCUGCAAUUUACCUUCUCCAGUUCCUUGACAGCCUCCCAAAACACAGUCAACUUUUGUUACCAUGGAAUCAAUCCAAUACUCCAAAGUCUCAUUGCCAAUGGGCAGGUGUGUCUUGCUACAUCGAAAAGAGUUUUCAGGUCAGAGCCUUGAAUCUAUCAGGGUUUGGGCUAUCCGGUAUAUUAAACAACUCCGUCCCUUAUCUUUGCCUCCACAAGCGAAUGCUCUCUCUUGACCUCAGUGGCAACAGUUUCAGUGGUAACGUACCUCAAAUGCUGGGAAACUGUGGCCAACUUAAUACCAUUCUUCUCAAUGAUAAUGACUUGGAAGGGUCAAUCCCUCAUCAAAUUUUCAUGUCGAAGUGGCUCAGAAGGAUUGACUUGGGCUAUAACUCCCUCUCUGGUGAAAUUCCCCCUGAAGUAAGUCUUUGCACCUCUCUAGAAUACAUUGGACUUUAUAACAAUUUUCUAAGUGGAGAGAUUCCAAGUGAAAUUUUUUCUCUACAAAAUUUGAAGUUCCUCUAUUUGAACACGAAUAACCUCACUGGUUUCAUUAACUGAUUUCCCACCUUCAUGUGGAAUUUUUUAUCUUUGGUUUCACGAGAAUGAAUUUUCGGGUUCUUUGCCACGGACCAUUGCAAACUGCUACAACCUUACUAUGUUUAUAGCAUCCUACAACAAUUUCAAAGGGGGCAUUCCGCCAGAAACUUUUAAGAGCCUUUUGCAACUUGAAGUUCUGUAUCUUGAUGAAAACAAUCUUGAAGGGG
This is a messenger RNA of Durio zibethinus, 872 nucleotides long. The record is from RefSeq and is a predicted model, not a curated record. NCBI's taxonomy places the organism in Eukaryota, Viridiplantae, Streptophyta, Magnoliopsida, Malvales, Malvaceae.